Nicotiana tabacum (common tobacco) is the source of this 1497-nucleotide messenger RNA. The record is from RefSeq and is a predicted model, not a curated record. Lineage: Eukaryota; Viridiplantae; Streptophyta; Magnoliopsida; Solanales; Solanaceae.
AGAUUCCAGAAAUGUGAAUACGCGAAAACCAAGUUGUUCAGGACUGAAGGGCGUGGUUGGGGUCUUUUAGCUGAUGAGAAUAUAAAGGCUGGACAGUUUAUCAUUGAAUACUCUGGAGAAGUGAUAUCAUCUGAAGAAGCGAAGAAAAGGUCUCAGGCUUAUGAAGCUCAUGGGCUUAAGGAUGCGUACAUAAUUUCUCUGAAUGCUAACUAUUUCAUUGAUGCCACCCGGAAGGGAAGUUUUGCAAGAUUCAUAAAUCAUUCUUGCCAUCCAAAUUGUGAAACAAGGAAAUGGACAGUGUUAGGGGAAACAAGGGUAGGAAUAUUUGCAAAGCAAGAUAUAUCUGUUGGAACGGAGUUGGCAUAUAACUAUAAUUUUGAGUGGUAUGGGGGUGCAACUGUUCGUUGUCUAUGUGGAGCUGCAAACUGUUCUAUAUUUCUGGGUGCCAAGUCUCAAGGAUUCCAGGAGUAUAACCAUGUUUGGGAAGAUGGGGAUGUCAGAUAUUCAGUGGAGGAAGUUCCACUUUAUGACUCGGCAGAAGAUGAACCUUUUCCAGUGAUUUCUGGAAGUGGAACUAGUGGAGGAAAUGAGCACACUACGUGCAAGUUGGAACUAAAUGCUGUGGAACCCCAUUAUUCAGCUCCACCCGGCAGCAUCGAAGUAAAAGCAACGACGACUGAGGUGAAUGAGCAGGGUCAGUUGUAUCCUAUAGAUAUCCAGCAACAAUUUCAGCAGGCAAAUCCAAUAUCUCGCAUCCGAAGUAAUAGCACAUCUAGAAAUUAUAAUAUUGGAUCUGGUUCAACACCAAAGAAGAAGUCUCAGCAUAUUCCCAAGCGAAAGGUCAAAUCUUCCAACCGUAAGCAAGUGAAUGAUGCCGAUUUUGCUGAAAUGUUUGCAUCAAAGGAAGCACAGGAAGAAGUUACUAAGUACGAGGGGAUAAAAAAUGAAGCCGCUUCGAAGCUCAAUUCCAUAUAUGAUGAAAUUCGCCCUGCCAUUGAAGAGCAUGGGCGGGACAACCAGGAUAGUGUGCCCACCAGCGUAGCAGAGAAGUGGAUCGAAGCAAGCUGCUCCAAAUACAAGGCAGAUUUUGAUUUCUACUUUUCUGUGAUCAAGAAUGUGAUGUGCCCUCGUCCAGCAACCAACGCUGAUGCAGCGGGGCCUUCUGAAGGAGGAGCCGAACCUCAAACAGCCAAUGCUGAAGUCAAGCCUUCUGAAGGAGAAGCUGAAUGAAGUAUUUGGCAAAUCAAUGAACUUUAAAUCUGGUAUUUGAUACCAUUUGAUCUUGAAACAAUUUCGGACAAAUUCCUGUUGUAAGUUAGGCUGGACAUGGAAACUUAGGUUUUUACCAAACUAGACUUUGGUUGCUUAUCUUGCAGUCUUUCUCAGAGUUUGAAAACUAAAGGUUCAGGACAUGGAAACUUAGGUUUUACCUAAUAUGAUGGUUGGACAUAUCAUACUAUAUUUUUGAUUGAUCUCUAUGCUUCUCUACCCCUCUUA